Molecule: messenger RNA, 1105 nt
Organism: Dichomitus squalens LYAD-421 SS1
Lineage: Eukaryota; Fungi; Basidiomycota; Agaricomycetes; Polyporales; Polyporaceae
Product: P-loop containing nucleoside triphosphate hydrolase protein
Exons: 9
Coding region: 1-1035 (344 amino acids)
Biological process (GO): DNA-templated DNA replication; DNA repair
Cellular component (GO): DNA replication factor C complex; Ctf18 RFC-like complex; Rad17 RFC-like complex
Molecular function (GO): DNA binding; DNA clamp loader activity; ATP binding
Source: RefSeq, a predicted model, not a curated record
AUGUCCUCUUCUGCCGCCAAGGGCAAGGCUCCCGCUAAUGGCGCCGCUUCGACGCUCCCAUACGAGCUCCCAUGGGUUGAGAAGUACCGGCCACAGGUCCUCGACGACGUUGUCGGCAACACAGACACCAUCGAGCGGCUCAAGGUCAUUGCGCGGGAUGGAAACUGCCCACAUAUUAUUAUAUCUGGAAUGCCGGGUAUCGGAAAAACCACAAGCAUACAUUGCUUGGCCCACCAGCUGCUCGGAGACGCGUACAAAGAAGGAGUGCUGGAGCUGAAUGCUUCUGAUGAGAGAGGUAUUGAUGUCGUCCGAAACAAAAUCAAGGCCUUCGCGCAGAAGAAAGUGACGCUCCCAUCAGGUCGUCACAAGAUUGUCAUCCUGGAUGAGGCAGACAGUAUGACAGCCGGAGCGCAGCAAGCACUCCGACGAACCAUGGAGAUCUAUGCCAAUACCACCCGCUUUGCGCUCGCUUGCAACAUGUCCAACAAGAUCAUCGAGCCUAUUCAGAGUCGCUGUGCUAUACUACGGUACUCCAAGCUCAGAGACACGGAGGUGUUGAAGCGGCUCCUGGAGAUAUGCGAAAUGGAGAAGGUACAAUACAAUGACGAAGGUCUUGAAGCACUCAUCUUCACCGCUGAGGGUGAUAUGCGACAAGCUAUCAAUAAUCUUCAGUCGACGUGGUCUGGCUUUGGGUUCGUGUCUGGGGACAACGUCUUCAAAGUUUGCGACCAGCCGCAUCCCAUUACCGUUCAAGCGAUGAUCCGGUCAUGUUUGAAGGGAGACAUUGAUGCAGCAAUGGACAGGCUGAAUGAGCUAUGGGAUCAAGGUUACAGCGCUGUCGAUAUCGUCGUUACAAUAUUCCGGGUGGUGAAGACGUUUGACGAGAUUCCCGAGUACACAAAACUUGAGUUUAUCAAGGAGAUCGGGUGGACACACAUGCGAAUACUCGAGGGCGUCGGGACCUUGGUCCAGCUUGGCGGCCUUAUGGCACGACUGUGUAGGAUGAACUACAAACCAGACCUUUUCCGUGUAUGAGCGUGGCUCUUGGCGCUGUAUAUAUGCUACGUUGAUCUCCUGCUGUCGUCGCUAUGAAUGAGUCACCUUU